AUGGGACUUAAGUUGAACGGCAGAUAUAUUUCUCUGAUCCUUGCUGUACAGAUAGCGUACCUGGUGCAGGCGGUGAGAGCAGCGGGGAAGUGCGAUGCGGUCUUUAGGGGCUUCUCGGACUGUUUGCUCAGGCUGGGCGAUAACAUGGCCAACUACCCGCAGGACCUGGACGACAAGAGAAAUCUCCAAACGAUCUGCUCGUACUGGGAUGAUUUCCACUCCUGCACCCUCACAGCCCUCACGGAUUGCCAGGAAGGCGCGACAGAUCUUUGGGAAAAACUGAAAAGGGAAUCCAAAAACCUCGAUUUUCAAGGCAGCUUAUUUGAACUAUGCGGAGGAAGCAACGGGUCAGCUCCUUCCCUACUCCUCCCUGCCUUCCCCCUGCUCCUGCUGGCUCUCUCUGCAGCGUUAGUGACCUGGUUCUCCUUCUAGGAGGUCUCUUCUGGUAGAACACACAUACCCACCCACACACACACUCUCCAUAUACUGGAUUUAUAGAGGAAGUGUCCAUCCGUUUUUUGGGGACCGUUGUGAUUAUCUGUGAUGAUGAAACAUCCAUAUAGGA
This is a messenger RNA of Emys orbicularis (European pond turtle), 565 nucleotides long. RefSeq names its product neuritin 1 (gene NRN1). Gene Ontology annotation, biological process: nervous system development; neuron projection extension. Gene Ontology annotation, cellular component: plasma membrane. Bases 1 to 432 code for a protein of 143 amino acids. The record is from RefSeq and is a predicted model, not a curated record. The transcript is spliced from 3 exons. NCBI's taxonomy places the organism in Eukaryota, Metazoa, Chordata, Testudines, Emydidae.